This is a messenger RNA of Poecilia latipinna (sailfin molly), 940 nucleotides long. RefSeq names its product RAB, member of RAS oncogene family-like 3 (gene rabl3). The coding region runs from base 57 to 758 and encodes 233 amino acids. The transcript is spliced from 8 exons. The record is from RefSeq and is a predicted model, not a curated record. NCBI's taxonomy places the organism in Eukaryota, Metazoa, Chordata, Actinopteri, Cyprinodontiformes, Poeciliidae.
AUUAUCUUCAAGGCGGGGAUAACUUGUUGUUCUUCCGGUACUCGUCGUCAUCAGAAAUGGCUUCUCUUGACAGGGUAAAAGUGUUAGUUUUAGGAGAUUCUGGGGUAGGCAAAUCUUCCUUAGUCCAUUUAAUAUGUCAGAAUCAGGUUUUUGGAAAUCCAUCUUGGACUGUUGGCUGCUCUGUGGAUGUAAGGGUUCAAGAUUACAAAGAAGGAACACCUGAGGAGAAAACCUUCUACAUUGAACUAUGGGACAUUGGAGGAUCAGUUGGCAGUGCCAGUAGUAUCAAAAGCACCAGAGCAGUCUUCUACAAUUCAGUAAAUGGAAUAAUAUUGGUACAUGAUUUAACAAAUAAGAAAUCUUCCCAAAAUCUCUACCGCUGGUCAAUGGAAGCUUUGAAUAAGGAUUCCUCCCCAACAGGCGUCAUUGUCUCAAAUGGUGACUAUGACAGAGAACAGUUUGUUGAGAACGCAGUGCCUUUGCUGCUGAUUGGAACAAAGUUUGACCAGAUUCCAGAGAACAAACGCAGUGAAGUUCUCACUAGGACGGCCUUCCUUUCUGAAGAUUUUAAUGCAGAGGAGAUCAAUCUCGACUGCACAAACCCGAGAUACUUUGCUGCAGGCACGUCAAAUGCUGUGAAACUUAGCCGUUUCUUUGAUAAGGUAAUAGAGAAGAGAUAUUUCACCAGAGAUUCAAGUCAGAUGACAGGCUUUACUGACAGAAAAAGGUUCAACUUCAAAAGUUUGCACUAUGACUGAGUUCCAUGAAUGCAACAGCAGUGGUCUGUGGUUUUCUUCUGUUGGCUGACAUGUUGGAGACCAGCCUUAACAACAUAAACAACCUCACCUCCGCCUCUUUCUGCUAUUUUAUAUACUUUUGACCUAAGUGUGAACUCAAAAAGAAAUUUAAUGUAAAUUGGGAAUAAAUCUUUUACAGAUAA